CCCUCAGACUCCGAUGUGGAUGAGAGAAGAAGAGACGAGCAACAAUGUGAGCGGCUCACCGUCCUUCAGCGCUCCGCUCAGUGUGGAUCCGUUCUGACUGAAGCCGCACACCGUCUGUGCAACAAGCCGAGCAGGAGGACAAUGGACCGCCGGACUGCGUCCAGCCGGGACCGCGGUGGCUUUUAGGUCCUGCUAUAUCCUGGAGAAGACGUGGACAUGAUGAAAUAGACUCAUCGGUUAAGGCCCUGCGGCUGACUUCUGGGCAAAGCCAUUGGGCUCUGUUGUUGGGAGGCCAGUUGAACAGCUGAGAGAGGAAAUGAAGUCCACUAUGAGGCAGUGGCGGCGGUUAGUGCUGGUGGGAAUGUUGGCUUGGGUUCUCCUCUUCCUCGCCCUCCUGUCAUACUUUCUGGAUGCCCGAGUGGAUGAGCCCCUGACCUCUGCCGGCUCCUCCCUCGCCCAGCACCCUGACACACGUCGACUGGCUUCUAUCCAGGCCUCCCAUCAGCAGCAUGGCAUCAUGGGCUCACGACCUGAACUGGCUCCCGCCUUGACGACUCCUAUUUACCCUGGAGAUGAGCUAGAACCUUCUACCAGCUCCACCACCCCCGAGACCAGUCUGGAGGUGAGCCAGAGUCCUAACAGUGCUCCCUACUCCAUUUAUGGUAGCCCGGAAAUCAGUCAGCAGGACUACCUGGACCCCCAGAGCCUCGCGGCUUGGUCCUCUUUUGGCACAGAGAAUGUGGGUUCUCACUCCGACCCUGCAGUCCAAAGUCGCGAAAGAUCAUUUCAGAUCGCAGAGUAUCAGAACCGUGUCACACGCCACCAUGGUCCUGGUGGGGAGGAAGUGGAUGAUAAGUAUGAUGAAGAACUGGGAAACAGUAUAAGGACUAGGAAUACCGAUGAGGACUCUACUGAUCGGGAAGCAUUCUCCAAGUCAGCCUCUGUGGUUCAGCGCCUGUAUCGAGGCCAUGUGUCUGCUGGCAUGCUGAGUCCUCGGUUGCAGCGCGCCAUGAAGGAAUACUUGAACGCCAACAAGCACCAUGUGUCCUACAAGGGAAAUCGCAGGACCACUCAGAGUGCCAAAGAACUGCUGUGUCAAAUGAAAUCCCAAGCUUGGCUGAGGACAAUAGAUGGGUCAGAGCAGCCCUUCUUCUCUCUUGGCUGGUCCAGUCUUGUGCCACCCGUUCCCCUGGAGGAACUUUACAGACAACAGCAGAAGACUUGUGCUGUGGUCACCUCUGCUGGUGCCAUCCUGCACUCAGGCUUAGGCAAAGAGAUUGAUUCUCAUGAUGCAGUCUUGCGGUUCAACGCUGCACCAACGGAGGGAUACGAGAAGGACGUGGGAAACAAAACCACUAUUCGUGUCAUUAACUCACAGAUUCUGGCCAAUCAUAAGCAUCGAUUCAACACAAGCUCCAUCUACAGGAAUGUUACUCUGGUGGCCUGGGAUCCUGCACCUUAUACUCUCAAUUUACACAAGUGGUAUGCCAGUCCAGACUACAACCUGUUUGAGCCGUACAUGGAACGCCGGCAGCUACUUCCUGACCAGCCCUUCUACAUCCUGCACCCGAGCUACGUGUGGCGACUGUGGGAUGUGAUUCAGGGCAACACUCAGGAGAACAUCCAACCGAAUCCUCCGUCAUCUGGGUUCAUAGGAAUCCUCCUGAUGAUGGCGCUGUGCGAGCAAGUGCACGUGUAUGAAUACAUUCCCUCCAUGAGGCAGACGGACCUGUGCCAUUACCACGAACGAUAUUACGACGCUGCCUGUACACUGGGUGCCUACCAUCCUCUCCUCUUCGAGAAGAGCCUGAUCCAGAGGAUCAACAUGGGCCCUGAGCGUGACCUCAGGAGGAGGGGCCGAGUCACGCUUCCUGGUUUUAGCACCAUCAACUGUGACAUGUGAGAUAGUCUAACCCUCUGAGCCCAAACAUAUCGGAUGCACCUUUUUUU
This is a messenger RNA of Thalassophryne amazonica, 1950 nucleotides long. RefSeq names its product ST6 beta-galactosamide alpha-2,6-sialyltranferase 2a (gene st6gal2a). The transcript has 7 exons. The record is from RefSeq and is a predicted model, not a curated record. Lineage: Eukaryota; Metazoa; Chordata; Actinopteri; Batrachoidiformes; Batrachoididae. The coding region runs from base 317 to 1903 and encodes 528 amino acids. Gene Ontology annotation, molecular function: sialyltransferase activity.